GGCAACUUGUAACUGCAUUAGCAUUGUCCUGAGGCAGUGUACAGUUUGGUUCCUGCGUAAGCCCGAGACUAAAUAUUAAUCCACUUAAGCAGAAGGGACUCGCCUAUCGAGACGACAAGAAGUCCUUGGCAGCCGCGCUAUUUACAUUUAGAUCACUAACUGAGAUGGGCUUAUCCGAAGCCAUUACCGCGGCUGCGGAGGCCCUUUCGCGGCAACCUCUGAGCUCUAUCAUACCGAAACAGCAGAAUAUAGUGUGCUUGGAGCAUAACAGCAGCGUCAGUCAGGCGCUGCAGUUGCUGGCCCGGCGUCACAUCCUGUCGGCUCCAUUGGUCGUCAUGCCUGGCCUAGAGGACAUGGAGAGCGGGAGCGGGGAGCCGCCCAACUCCGCUCCGCAGCUCAUCGGUUGGGUGACAGUGGAGUCACUUCUCCGCGCUUUCCUUGCACACAUGGGGGAGAAGUACGGCAAGCCGCUGCCCCGCAAGCUGCUGCUGCUGAUGACAAUGCUGGAGAAGGAGGGGCCGGCGUUCGCGGAGAAACUGCUCAUCACCCUGACAGGCAGUGAGGACCGCGGCCUGCUGUUCCAGGUGCAUGCUGACGUGUCGCUCAUGACCGCCCUCAGGGAGUCGUUCGUGCCCCCCGGCAAGCCCGCCGCGCACCGGCUGGCCGUGUUCGACGCGAGCGGCGCCAUCACGUCCGUGGUGUCGCAGCUGGACGUGAUAAGGUUCCUCCGCGACCACCCCCAGCUGCUUGGAGAGCUGGGAUCUGCAACCGUGGGGCAGCUCGGCUGGGCACACCCCCCUGCUGCCACCACCGCCUCCGCCGCGUCCCCUGGCGCCUCCGCCGCACCCAGCACACCAGCGACGGCUGCAGGCGCGGCAAGUUCCCCCGCCGCCAAACCUGACACGGCGGCAGCAAGCGCGCCCAGUCCGACCCAUGGGUCAUCAGCAACCCGUGGGUCACUGGUGACGGUUGAGGCGAGCCUACCGGUGCUGCUAGCGUACGAGCGGAUGGUGCGGGCGGGGGUGAGUGGGGCGCCGGUGGUUGCGGAUUCGGAGGCGGCGAUUGUGGGAAGCGGCGGCGGUGCGGCUGCGAUGACGUCGUCACCCUCAUCGGGAGCGGCAGGAGGCGGCGGCGGAGGAAGUGUGGGCGGCAUGAUAGCCAACCUGUCAAUGAGUGACCUACGCAACAUCCAGUCUCAGCACUUUGGCAUUCUGGCGCUUCCCGUGGGGGAGUUCCUAGCCCUGCUGCACAACACCUCCUAUCUGGGCUACUCGCAGCGCACCUCCACUCAGGCCACGCAUCCCUUCUUCGCCUCCGGGCCGCCGUCCGUCAUGCCGCCGCCGCAUUCGCCGCGGCUCGGUCGUCGGCACGGCGGGCUACACUCGCAUUCGCUGUCGCCGCAUCGCGCGCCUUCCGCGUCGUCGGCGUCAGUGUCGUCACUGGGAGGCGCAAUGGAGACGGGCGAGGCGACGGCGAGUGAGAGCGAGGGACGAGGUGGUGCGUCGGCUUCGGGGAUGGACCUGGAGCGGGAUGAUGACGUGGAGUUGGAGAUCCGAAUGAUCACAUGCACCGCGAAUACGACCUUCCUGCAGCUCCUGUCGCUGCUGUCCGACAACAAGGUACACCGAGUGUACGUCGUGGAGGCGGCGGGGCGGGCGGGCGGCGGACAGCACGGGGUGGCUCGCCCCAUCGGUGUCAUCACGCCCACGGACAUCCUCCGACUGCUGGCGGCGCCCGCCACCGCAGACAAGGAGUAGACAAGGACCCGGAGACGCCCUGGAUGGGCAGGCGGAUUUGUGGGACGGCAGGGCGUAGAGGGUGAAAUGUGUUCGUUUGUUUGCUGCGUGUUGGAUUUGAGGUGCAGGUUGGGAUGCCGUCGCUGCUCUGAGAGGGGAGGCUGGAGGCACGCAUGAACGAAUGCGGUACCGCUAGUUGCAUUGCAGGGGUUGAGAUGGGGGUUAUGCCACGGGAUGAGGCGAGGCGGCAGGGGUUGAACCUGUGUGGCAUGGUUGUAGCUGCCGCGUCUAUUCCCAAACGGCAGUUGCUGUAACUGACGCAUAAGACAUGCAGUGUAUCCUGCGCUUUGUAGCAAACGCACGAUGUCGUCUUUUGUAGAUAGGCUGCUUGUCUUUGCGGGUGCACAUUUGUUUGGAAGACAGCGGCUACAGGCGCAUUUCACGAGCUGCAAAAGCUGUUGUUGUUGCCCCUCAAAAACCCAAGGCCAAAGCACCAGUACGCUGCCAGUUAGAAUCCCGGCUUGCGUACGGCUGUUUCCAGCCUGUUCCGACCAAAUACCGGUACAAGUUGCUAGCGAC
Messenger RNA from Astrephomene gubernaculifera, 2315 nucleotides. The record is from the annotation of a GenBank genome assembly. Lineage: Eukaryota; Viridiplantae; Chlorophyta; Chlorophyceae; Chlamydomonadales; Astrephomenaceae.